Messenger RNA from Loa loa (African eye worm), 366 nucleotides. RefSeq lists its product as hypothetical. Lineage: Eukaryota; Metazoa; Nematoda; Chromadorea; Rhabditida; Onchocercidae. The record is from RefSeq and is a predicted model, not a curated record. The annotation marks the transcript as partial. The transcript has a single exon.
UUUUCGUUCCCAUUCAUCAUACUGUUGCAUUGUUUUUCCUGUUAUUUACUUAGUAUUCUUAUUGUUAAUUGUCGCCUGCUCUGCUCUUUAUCUACCAUCAUAUUUCCUGUUAUUUACCUAUCAUUCUUAUUAUUAUUUGUUCCAUACUCUUCUCAUUCCUAUUUAUCUACUAUUAUUUUUCCUGUUAUUUAUCUAACGUUCUUAUUGUUUACUUACCUACCACUCUUUUUACCGAUAGCUAUUAUUUUACUAUUGUUCAUCCUGUUAUUUACCAACUAUUCUUAUUGUUAUUUGUCUACUACUCUCGUUUUUGUUUAUAUUCUACUGUUCAUCCUUUUAUUUAACUACUGUUAUUUACCUACUAAU